CGGCCUUGACGGGCCACUCUCACGGCGACCGCUCCGCUGGGAAGGCGCAGUGGAGCUGCGCUGCGUCGCCCGGGAAGGGCCGGCCAGGAGAGGCGCCCUGACAGACCAAACCCGUAAGCGCCACCAGAGAACACGGCUCCCCUCCCGAGAGGCCUUGCUGUGCGGCCACCCGCGGCACCUGACUGCCCACACUCGCCCUACCCCUCCUGGGGGUCUCCUCACACCACCUCACGACCGAUCCCCCUGGGACCUUUUACCUCCGCGUGUGUGAAAAGCACAGCCGUCCUCCUUCCUUCUGCGGGGAGGGGUGAAAACGGCCCGUUAAGCACGAGAUACAUUUACACAAUAAUAUUUCAAAUACUGACACGUACGGCAGUGUAACCGGCUUAUGUAGGGCACCAGGCUAAGAGGCCGCCGGCCGGUGGUGGACACAGGCUCCGUGUUACGGGGUAAGCAGCCCCUUUAUCCCCUCAAUGGAUGUCCGUGACCUUCCUGACAGACUCUACUUUGUGCCAGAGGCAAACAACUCUUGAAUUUAAAGUUCUGUUCCCUUGGAAACCAGAUAAAAGUGGAAUGUCAACUGUUUCAAGGCGAUGUUGCUUAGGGCACAGCCCUGCAGUGUGUCUGGCCUGCCUCCACGUGCCGGUGUUACCUUCAGUCCCUGCGUCUGUCUCUUGGGUAAGGAUCACAUCCGGAAGUUCAUUGUCAGGGUUCCCUAAGGCCCUCUUUGGGAGUACCGUGAACGAGCGGCACAGCCUACCACACCCCAGUGUCCAGGAGUCUAUGGAGAACAGAGUCCUGCUCUGGUUUGGCAGCCCUGACCCAGACUGCAUCACGGGGACCGUGAUGAGAACCUCACAGGGGUCAAGUGCAAAAGAUGUUACCAAUUAGUCACCAAGGUGGCACCAGCCAGGGUGAGAGCUGGUAGGGCCCUCAGAAGUCUCCUCAUCUGAAACCCUCAUGGCCACAUGAGCCCAAAGGGGGGAAAUGACCCACCCAAAGCCUCACAAUAAAUAGUUAGUCUAACUGGCACCUCCACGUUGGCCUUGGUGUCAGAGGACUUGGCUUCAAACGCCUGCUUUGGUGCUUCCUGGGAGGCGACCUUACAUGUCCUCAUCUAUCAAAUGAGUCUGCUGUGAAGAUUUAAAGACUGACUCUAAUUCCUGUGGAGUAGUUCAUGGGGCCUGCAGUGACACGACAGUGUCCGUUACACCUUCUCCUGCAGCCCCAGCAGAACUGAGGCUGUGUGGCGCUGGCCUGGAGUAUCUGGCCCCAGGUUGGCGCAAGCUGGGCGAGCCUGUGUCUCUCCUCACCCCAUGACGACGGUGACAAGGAUGAACCCAGCCAUGGAGGCUCUCAGAGCUGCUGACCCAACUACUGAUCUUCCUGCUUGGGCUUCGAGCAGCUUCCGCGCUCCCUGCUGUCUCGCUGCACCAGAGCACAGCCCUCUGAGGGCAGAGAACGGACUCCACACUGCUUCCCAGUGGGCAUCUGGCAGCCAGCCUACUUUUUAGGGACUGCUGGAAUCAGAAGAACUCUUGGGGAUCACCUUGUCUACACGCCUCCUUUAAGGAUGAGGAAACUAGGGCCAAGAAAGGGGAGUGUUCUGUCGACUGAUUAAAACCACACUGGCAUCUA
Messenger RNA from Callorhinus ursinus (northern fur seal), 1638 nucleotides. NCBI's taxonomy places the organism in Eukaryota, Metazoa, Chordata, Mammalia, Carnivora, Otariidae. The record is from RefSeq and is a predicted model, not a curated record.